Molecule: messenger RNA, 542 nt
Organism: Oppiella nova
Lineage: Eukaryota; Metazoa; Arthropoda; Arachnida; Sarcoptiformes; Oppiidae
Source: the annotation of a GenBank genome assembly
UCACGGACGAAGAGGCGAUCCAAUUGUCGGAUGUGAUGGAGAGAGCGGUGAAGAUAAUCGAUAUGUAUAUCGAUGUCAACAACGAUCGCAACGACGAGUUUCAGCUGUUCUAUGAUGAAGAGGCGGACAAUCGAUGGGAACAACAGGAGAGCGAAUGGAUCACCGAAUACGAGGUGUGGGAUGUGAUGACCCAGAAGCUGAUGGAUUCGUACGGAAAUAUACUGAAAGACAAGUUGACACAAGUGUUGGCCGAAGAGACGGAGGCGUUGGCCGAAAGGGAGAGACUUCUGAAGGAUUUAACGACAUUUACGGCUCAACUCAAGAAAGAUCCCAAUCUGUCGAUACUUUUGACUGAAAAUGUCUACGACUUCGAGACCGCAGAAGUCGCUGAUAAUCAGACAAAGAGUUGAGGUUUUUGUAGACAUUUCUUAUACGGGUAUGACUUCAUUGUUCGCUAUACUGUACUGUAUUCUAAUGAAAUCUCAAUGAAAGUCACAUUAAUGUGAAACAAAUGACAAUUAAUUACAGUAUAAAGUGUUUUC